UUGACAGACACCACGGAAUGUGUUAAGCAGAGUCCUAAAGUCGCGAUGAUGCCAAAGACCGUCAGACAUGGACUUCUUCUGGCUCUGGCUUUGGCGACAGCAGGAGUCUACUUGAUGAACAGCAUGACCAGGUCACGAAAUAUUGCAAUUCUCGAACCGAAACCUUUGUCUGAUCAAUACACACGUCCGCCAGAAGUCAGAAACUGGCUCACUGUACCAAGUACCUGCUUCGCCAGCAUGGACGCCUCCUACGAACUUCUGAAAAAAAAGUACAACGAAGACAAGCUGGACUUCCGGAUCGUGGAAGCUUUCCAGGUAGCACGUGACUCCCUGUCAGACGUGGAGCUGGACAUUCUCAAGGACGAGCCGCUGACCGACGUCAACGCCGCUGCCACGCACACCACGUCGUUGCUGCAGCUGGCGGGGCUGGUGCCGAACCGCACGUACCGACAGGGAGAGGUCGUGACCGUGCGGGUGGACAUCCGUGACGCCCACAGCAGGCCGGCUAACAAGGGAGGUCACUCUGUCCGGGUGUGGAUGGCUGACAGAGCGCGGGGGUUGUCUGCCGCUGCUUCUGUCGCCGAUCUGAACAAUGGCAGCUACCUGGCGUCAUUUCCUGUCUUGUGGGCCGGUCGGACCACCGUGUUCGCUGCUCUGAUGGAGUCACGUGAGUACAGACGCAUUCUGCUUCACGGGCUGGACACCAGGAAGACCAGUCAGCCUGUCUUCGCAGGUUUCACCAUGGGAAACAUCAGUGAAACCACCUUCUGCCUGUCAGUUCCCGUCAUCCCCUCCACUGCGGAAGUUUGUAAUUUUACAUCAGUUAAUGACGGUUUGCCCUGGUACUGUGGUCGACCUACCAACCCUGAACUCACUUGUGACGACUGGUUUGUGUCACGAUCCCCGUUUGAUGGGAUGAAAGAGUCGCCAGUCACACAGUCUGAGGCUCUGUUACUGAAUCAUAUGAAGGAGUAUACAGCAAAGAAAGGUCGGAUUUUCCGCCUGCCUCAGACUGUACACAUCAAUGCCGAUGGUGGUACCGGACACAAAGCUGACCAGCCCUGUCACCUGCUGCAGCCUCGUGUCACGUGGGACGAUCGGUCGCCGAGUGGAUUUUGGAGUGGACAGAACUGGAGCCACUUGCUGUGUCAGCUUCCUUCUCUCAACUCCCUCUUCUUGGAAAAAUGCUUCAAGAACAAGACUUUCUUCAUGCUGGGGGACUCCAAUGCAAGAACGAUAUUUGAGGCCAUCGCACGAUUGUCUAAAUGUACCAUGUCUUUGGCCGUCCAUCCUUCAAAUUUGCCGACCCAUAUCCCAAAGUCCUGCGACAGCAAAGUUCUCAGCUUUCACCAAGAAUGGAAACCACACGCUUACCCAUUCCACAACAGUGCUCCAUGGAACUUUCGACUUGUUAAACACUCGGCUAGCUUUUACCUUGACAGAAUACCUAGUCGCGGAAAUUACGUCAUCCUUAUUCACCUGUACCUUCACUUUCAGUUCCAUCAUUCUCACCUGUUCAUGUUGCACGUACGAGACGCGGUGCGUGGGGUUCGCGACCUUCUAGCGAGAAACCCUGCGGCGAAGGUUGUGGUUCGAGGACCUCAUGCGUGGCUCCCCGUGUCAGGAGACUGGCAUGGACUGCGCGUGCGCAGACUUCUGCGCGAGGAGUUCCGGCGACUGGAGGAUAAAGUUGUGUACCUUGACUUCUGGGACAUGACGGUGGCCUGUGAAAAUUUACUGUCUCACCCAGACCAGUAUGUUUUAAACACGAUGACAAGAAUAUUUCUUGGUCACGUAUGUUCGUGACAAUUAAGUAUUUCAUAAACUAAAUAACAAAUCAAUGCAAAUAAUAGUUUCAGCACAUAUCUUCAUUUUUCAGGACACUGCGAUAGAGAUACGUGGAGACUUCUAUGGUGCUUCUUCGAAUGAUGUUAUCAUCUUACGAUAUAAUUAUGUGUGUUGAAGCUGUCAGCCGUUGUUGGCAGUAGUCCUCUCAACCGUUUCGUAUUCUUUUUGUCAAAACGUAU
Pomacea canaliculata is the source of this 2027-nucleotide messenger RNA. Its product is annotated as NXPE family member 1-like. The transcript has 5 exons. Bases 46 to 1806 code for a protein of 586 amino acids. Lineage: Eukaryota; Metazoa; Mollusca; Gastropoda; Architaenioglossa; Ampullariidae. The record is from RefSeq and is a predicted model, not a curated record.